This is a messenger RNA of Diachasmimorpha longicaudata, 2455 nucleotides long. RefSeq names its product 2-phosphoxylose phosphatase 1. NCBI's taxonomy places the organism in Eukaryota, Metazoa, Arthropoda, Insecta, Hymenoptera, Braconidae. Gene Ontology annotation, molecular function: phosphatase activity. Gene Ontology annotation, biological process: chondroitin sulfate proteoglycan biosynthetic process; glycosaminoglycan biosynthetic process; dephosphorylation. The transcript is spliced from 4 exons. Gene Ontology annotation, cellular component: Golgi apparatus. The coding region runs from base 304 to 1860 and encodes 518 amino acids. The record is from RefSeq and is a predicted model, not a curated record.
UGUCCUCGUAACCUGUGUCCCCUCGAUGGACGAAAAUAAAUUGAAACAUCGUCCCCAAAUUUUCUACCAUUUUUCCACUCGAAAGGAAGAAUCCAACCAAUUUUUACCCCCCAAGUGCGUCCGGUCAAACUGUUCAAUACGUCAUUCCAACUGAAUCGAGCUCACGUUAUGCCAGUGGAAAUGGUCAGGUGCGUGUCAGACACGAGUGACGAUGUAUCCACCUGUGCUACAACGUGAAAUCAAUUGUUGGAUGUUUCAUGACAAUAGGUGAAUGUUUUUCCCCCGCGAUUUGAUGAUAACAAAAUGCUCAUCGAGAUGGUCAGGCUCUCGUAUCAACACCGGGCAUUUUACUGCUACAUUAUACUCACCAUAUGGAUAUUUCUCCUGGUUGCUGGGAUGUACAAGUACAUAGGAGCUGACGAGAAGAGCUCUUCGCAGAGUAAACAAAGCAGUGAUCUUCCAAUUCGCGAAUUUGCACGACACCUUAAACCGGAUGUCAAAAAUAAACGAAUCUUCAAAUUUUGUAAUUCGGUGGAUGACAUUAGCAUCGGAGCCGAGGGUAAGAUUGAUGCGAAUUUGACCCUAGAAGGUAUAAUAAUCCUCGUCAGACACGGGGACAGAGGUCCCUUAUCACAUAUCAGAAACAUCAGCACAGUAAAUUGUGCAGGAGACUUCUCCAUGAAUCCUCGUCUGGAGACAGUCUACCAGAACUACCAAAAUUUCCUGGAGAAUGCUUCCCUGUAUUACCGAAACGCCUGGGCUCAGUUCCUAGGCCCCUUCCACGGAUUUCCAAUGCUCCCAGCAAACACCAGAGAUUGCAAAAUCGGAGAACUGACGACUCUGGGGAUCAGCCAGCUUCUGAAAACCGGCUUGCUCCUCAGAAACGCUUAUUACGAUAAGUUAAAAUUGCCGAAUGCUUCCAUUACUGCCAAGGACGUCGUCGUGUACAGCACUAGGUACAGGAGAACUGUCCAGAGUGCAGUCGCACUGUUGUACACUUUCCUGGAGGAGAAUGGGUAUCAGGGCCUGGGGAAAAUCAGCAUGAGGGAAGUCUCGAGUUUUACUUUUUGUAAUAGUGAUUGUGCCUGUCCUGCUGCUGAGAAGUACUCGAAGCAGUUUAACAAGGAAAUAUCAGAUCGCCUGAAAUCCCACCCGGCAGUGACAAACCUGAUAAAGCAGGCGGCCAACGUUGUCUUCGACCUUCCCGAAGACUCCCCGAAGCCCAACAGCCUGAGGGAUGCCCUCCUCACGUACAUCUGCCACGGGGCCAGCCUACCCUGCGUGGACUUCGACAAUGCCCAGAGGAGUUGCGUGAAAACCGAGCACGUGACAGGGCUCUUCGCCUACACCGAGUGGGAGUCCCGAAUAAACCUGAAGAGCCUCAACAGGAAGAGGCACGGCCUCCUCAGGGCCUACGGUCUCCUCAAAACAAUCGUCUCCCACAUGAUGCAGAUUGUCUCCGAGUCGAAACCCAAAGUCGUCCUAUUCUCAGCCCACGAUAAGACCCUGGAGUAUCUGGCGAUCGCCCUGGGGAUCGUUUCCGAUCACCUAGUCCUGCCUCACUACGCCUCGAGGUUCGUCAUCGAGAUCUGCAAGGCCAAUCCCAAAAGCGAGAGCCACAGUGCCAACGAUUUUUAUUUCAGAGUUCUGAUUAAUGGUAGGGACGUCACCCAGACCAUCCCCUUCUGCAAGAACUCGAACUACUAUAGUGCUAGCUAUGGGGAUAGAAACGAUGAGGGGGAGUGGUACAGGAAGGAAUAUAAACUGUGCUCGAUUGAGUCCAUCAUCAGGCAGCUCCAUGACGAUUACUUUGCAGCAUUCAAUGCCAGUAAUUUCAAGGACGCCUGCUUAGGGCGCUAACGGAAGGGCUCUCCCCCAGGAUUUUUGGAAUGUUCAUAUGUUGAGUCUUGCGAUGAGAGAAUACGGCGAAUGUUUAAUUAUCUUUCCGACAAUAUCUUAUCGAAUCUGAUGGAGAUAAUUGAAGAUUUGAAUGAAAAAAUGGAUAAAAUCAUAGACUAUGGACAUUUCUCAUCAAUUAUCUCCGGAAUAUCAUCCACUCUUGCCUGCAAACCCCUCGCAAAUAUGUAUAUUUUCUAGAAACUCCCUCAGAUGAACUAUUUCUACUUGUAAAUAUGUAAAUAGUCUAUCAAAAAAUGUUAAUUAUUUUCGAGACUAUAUGUGAGAGUAAAUUCGUUGAUUUCUAAUGAACCUAGAUGCUAGAGCGAACAUUUAACUGUCAUAGAUUGAACUAAAGCCUCCAAACACUCUUUCUACCGUAGGAAAAUCAUGACUAAUCAACGAAAACUGUCAAUAGUGCAAGUCCGUCAUUAAAAAGUCAACGAAAUAGUGAGAAUAAAGUAUACAACCAUCUUUUCAUGAAUUCAAUUUUAUUAUUCAAUAAGGUAACAUUUCAUUUUAUUCACAAUUGUAAAAAAGAAAUACGACAUAAUAAAUA